This is a messenger RNA of Ylistrum balloti, 1011 nucleotides long. RefSeq lists its product as uncharacterized. Gene Ontology annotation, molecular function: protein binding. Bases 1 to 1011 code for a protein of 336 amino acids. NCBI's taxonomy places the organism in Eukaryota, Metazoa, Mollusca, Bivalvia, Pectinida, Pectinidae. The transcript has 4 exons. The record is from RefSeq and is a predicted model, not a curated record.
AUGGCGUUCUUUGUGACGUUCGGCAUAAUUUAUACUGUAUUCAUUCUCGGCUAUGGACAGCUGACAGCAGCAGAUGAUAUCGACAAUCGUAUUGCCUUUCUGGAGACUUUGGCAGCUAAUGUGGACUAUUCUGCUCACGCUAAUGAAAUUCAGCUGGAAGAUAUCAAGCUUCGAGCAGACAAACUUGAUGCAAGUCUGGAAAAUGAAAGAGACUUUCUUGCACUGUUGUCUCUUUUCAUGCUAGUGAGACGUGUAACUGGUCCAGACAUCGGUUUUGAUGCGCGGGUGGCUAGACCAAAUACCCAACUUCAAGACCAACAGACAGUAAUCUUCCACCACAUUCAGACCAACCAAGGUGCAGGGUACAAUGUCAGUAAUGGCCGCUUCACGUGUCCACAACACGGGAUCUACCAAUUUGCCUCCACUAUUCCGUCCAAAUCUAAUGAUACUAUAGACUGUGAAAUGGUCAUGGACUUCGUUCAAGUUGGACGUUUCCAUGCCAACCCGCCUGGUUUGGACCAGGCGACGCAGGUAGUGGUGUUAGAAUGCCAGGUUGGACAACAAGUAUGGGUCCGUCAACUCCACGGAGCUAAUGGCACCAUUCUCCUUGGUGGAAAGAGAGAGUUUCCAAGUUUCAGCGGCCAUCUUUGCUGUUCCUUCAGUUAUUUAUCCCUCGUACUACCAUUUAGAAGAGCGGCUGAUCCAAACAUCGGUUUUGAUGCCCAGAUAUACGGCCCAAACGUCCAACUUAGCGACCAGGAGACAGUUAUCUUCAAUCACAUUCACACCAACCAAGGUGCUGGCUACAAUGUCACGAACGGCCGGUUCACGUGUCCACAACAUGGCAUUUUCCAGUUUGCCUCAACCGUUUCGUCCAAACUGGGUGGUACCUUAGACAGUGAAAUGGCCAUGGACACCAUUCAAAUUGGCCGUCUCCAAGCCAACUCGCCAGGUUUCGACCAGGCGACACAAGUAGUGGUAGUCGAGUGUCGUGUCGGACAACAGGUAUAG